UGAAGAAUGACAUGUCACAACAUUCGUAAAAGCUCACAAUCAUGAACUACUAUCACAAAAUGAAAUGAGAUUUCUUCCUUGUAACCGCAUUAUCACUCUAGAGGAUGAACAACAAAUUUUGCUAUACAAAAAGGCCGGGCUCAAUGUUCGACAAAUUAUUCAUGUAAUGGAACUGCAAAAAGAGGUGAAACAUGGUGAUCUUUCUUCCCAAGAAAAAGAUGUCCGUAAUUUGUUUACUAAAAUGAGGAGAGAAGUUGGACAUAAUGAUGCAAUUGACCUUAUUAGUUACAUGGAGGCUUCAAAAGAAAAGAAUAAUAAGUUUGAGUAUGCAUAUACUAUUGAUGAAGAUAAUAGGCUAGAAAACAUAUUUUGGUGUCAUCCUCAAAGUUUCGAGUGGUGUCAAAAAUUUGGUGAUGUAGUUGUACUUGAUACGACUUAUAAGGUCAAUGCAUAUGACAUGUCAUGUGCAUUUUUUGUUGGCAUUAAUAAUCAUGGAAAGACGGUUUUGUUUGCAAGUGCACUUCUUCGUAACGAGACUGUAAAAACGUUUACAUGGUUGAUGAAGACUUUUGUGACCGUCAUGAAAAAACCAUCAAAGACAAUCAUUACAGAUCAGGAUCCAUGGAUGUCUGAAGCAAUUGGAACUGAAAUGCCAACUACAAAACAUAGCUUUUGUAUAUGGCAUAUCACUGCAAAGUUUAGCUGUUGGUUUUCAGCUCUUCUUCGCACUCGGUACCAAAGUUGGUGUGGUGAUUUCUAUACACUUUAUAAGAUGACUUCAAUAGAAGAGUUCGAGCAUAAUUGGCCAUUAAUUGUUUCAAAGUAUAACUUACAAAAGAACAAUCAUGUGAAAGGCUUGUACAAAAUUAGGAAGUCAUGGGCACCUGCUUACCAUCGAAAUUAUAUUUUUGGUGGAAUGAAAUCAACUAGAUCAGAGAGCAUGAAUUCUUUUAUUAAACGAUUUGUUUUCUCACACACAAGUUUGAGAGAUUUUGUUAAACAGAUUGAUUUAGCAAUUGAAGACAUUGGAAUUAACGAGGUGAAAGAUAAAAUGUCAAGUAUACUUGCACAGACUUCUUUGAAGACAAAAUCGCCUUUGGAAGAACAAGCUUAUGGAAUUCUUACCCCAUUUGCUUUCAAGAUUUUUCAAGCCGGAUUUGAAAGAGCAAACCAAUAUCUAAUUGUGCGUGUCGAAGGUAAUGACUUUAUCAUACGUUACUUUGAAAGUGAAAAUCAUAAAAGUCAUCAAGUUUUUUGGGAUGGGCACAUUGCUUUGUGUAGCUGCAAAAAUUUUGAGUUUUGGGGAAUACUUUGCCGUCAUAUAUUUCGGGCACUUCUUCACAAGGAUUGUUUUGAGAUACCAAGGGUAUAUUUUCCUUUACGUUGGAGUCUAGAUUCAUUUCAAAGUGCCAGUGUCAUGCAACCUGUAUCAGCAAAUGUGUCAUUCACUCAUAAAACUGUCAAAGGCACUGAAUCGGAAAAAAGAUGCACCAUUUUGUGUCCCCCAAAAUCAGCAGUAAAAGGUCGUCCAAAGAAGGGGCGUAUCAAGGGUGGAAAAGAAGUGGCAAGUAAAACGCGUAACAAAUGUUCUAUAUGCAAAGAACUUGGACAUACGAGGACCACAUGUCAUAACAAGGAAAACAUUGUUGAUGGGGAAAACGCCUCUUCAAAUCAGCCAGCAAAGAGGAGGAAAGAAAUGACACAUGAUCUUGGACUAAACCCGGUGUUCAGUUUGAAGUACUAGGCCACCACAUUUUAUCGUAUUUCGUCUUUUGAUUUGCGAACAUUCUAAUAACGUGUUGUAUGACGGUUUAUACUUUGUCUUUUUAACGUGUAAACGUUGGUUUUACUUUGGUUUUUAGUUUGGUU
Molecule: messenger RNA, 1869 nt
Organism: Erigeron canadensis
Lineage: Eukaryota; Viridiplantae; Streptophyta; Magnoliopsida; Asterales; Asteraceae
Product: protein FAR1-RELATED SEQUENCE 11-like
Exons: 3
Coding region: 65-1744 (559 amino acids)
Biological process (GO): regulation of DNA-templated transcription
Molecular function (GO): zinc ion binding
Source: RefSeq, a predicted model, not a curated record